This is a messenger RNA of Xenopus laevis (African clawed frog), 757 nucleotides long. RefSeq names its product protein kinase C-like 1. The transcript has 2 exons. NCBI's taxonomy places the organism in Eukaryota, Metazoa, Chordata, Amphibia, Anura, Pipidae. The record is from RefSeq and is a predicted model, not a curated record. Bases 105 to 365 code for a protein of 86 amino acids.
CUUAUAUAUUUACUCUGAGCAAAGGGUAUUCAUUUAUGGCAUACUCUGGCCUAAACACCUGUCUUUUUGAUUAAGGCAUUGGAUAUGGAGACCGCACCAACACCAUGGUCGGGAGUCCCGCUUAUAUGGCGCCGGAAAUAGUGAUGGUGGAGGAAUAUACAAGAGACGUCGACUGGUGGUCUCUUGGAGUCAUCGUAUAUGAAAUGCUCCUCGGGAUGAGACCCUUCAUUGGAUAUGACAGAGAAUUCAUAUAUGAUUCAAUUGUGGAGGACGAACCAUGCUACCCCGCAUCAAUGGACUCUGGAGCAUUAAGCUUUAUAUCAAAGGUAAGAAGAGUUAAGUUUAUUACAGUGACCGCUUUCUAAUUCUCUUGAGUUUCCCCAAAGCUUCUGUACAUGUAACUGCUAUUUUCUGUUCUUGUAGCUGUUGAAGAAGAAUGCAAAGGAGAGACUGGGUUCUACCCCGGGAGAUGCUGCAGAUGUAGCAGAACAUCCUUUCUUCCAUGUAAGUCCACUGUCUCUAUUGUCCAAAUAAUUCUAGGAUCUGAUGGGCUAUACCUUUGGAUAUUAUCCACAAUUUCUAAAAAUGGCCGCUUAGCCCCUUUUUCUCUAAUAAUGAGCAUUUUUUAUGGUGUCUACGUUGCAGGACAUUGACUGGGAUGACAUAAUUGAAAGGAAGGUGAUGGCUCCGUUUAUUCCAAGCCUGGACGGACCGGAGGAUGUGAGAUAUUUUGAAAAGAAGUAUACCGACCUGCCGG